AUGGAAGUUGAUCGUUUCAAUUUAUCUAAAUUUGUCGUGUCCAAUGUACAAAAACACACACGUUCUUUAUCCUCAAUUAAUGAUGAUGAAAACAAUUCGACAAUAAAUCAAUUGACCAGAUAUCAUUCAUUAAAUAUACCAUUGUCAACUAUAUCGGAUUCUCGCAAUGUUUUUCUUGUUUCACCACCACGUAAAAAUGGUUAUCUUGUACGAUCAACAACUCCAGUAUCUCCAUCCUCAUCAUCUUAUACAUUGUAUCCUGAGAGUACUUUGCUAACGACUGUACAAUCAUUAUCAAAUCCCAAUACAAGUGGAAAUUCGUUAAAAUGUCAAUCAGAAUUAUCAUCACAAUUGAAAAUAAUUGAUAUUGAUCGUCAACAAAGACCGUUAUCAAUCGUCGAUAAUGUUGAAACAAAUAUCAGAGUAAAUCUUUUACCACAAGAUAGUUGGAAUGAUUUAAUAUCACAAUCGGAAUUAUCGGAAGAUGGAGAAGAACAUGAUGAAGAUGUCUCAUAUGACAAUAAUCAAAAAUUUUGUAGUAGUGCUCGUGAUUUAUGUAUGUCAUCAAAAUCAAAAUCUACAACAAUAAUAUCAAAUUGUUUUCUCUUGCUUUACAAUAUAUUCAUUUAUCUCUUAACUUUAAUAACAAUUUUAACACCAAUUCUUUUCAUUAUGUUACCAAAAUGUUCAAUAUUUGUCAAAUAUGAAACAUUAACAUCAACAACAGUCACAUCACAUUCGUGGGAUACAUUUUAUGGAUAUAUGAAAAUAACAUUUAAAUUAAUAUUAUCAACAAUUGGUAUUCUACCAUUUUUAUUUUAUCAACGUUGUUUGACAAAAGAUUUAUUUAAAGUAUUUAUUCUCAUCUAUUUAUUUUUAUUAACAUUUUUUACAUGGUUCUUCUACAUACGUCUAAAACAGUCAUCUAUUCAAAAUAUUGAAUAUUCACUUAAUUAUCUUGAUCAUGUAAUAUUAGUAUGUUUAUUUUAUCAUGUUAUAUUAGUUGUUGUAUCUCAACAAAAAUAUUUAAAAUCAAAAUUUGUUAUACAAAUGGUACGUUCUCCUGAUGGUGUAUCAAGACAAUAUUCAUUAGGUUCAAUGAGUAUUCACGAAGCAAGUCGAUAUUUAUUAAAACAAUAUUACAAUGAUUUUCCUAUCUAUAAUCCGUGGUCAUUUAAUAUAAAAACAAUGUUGAGUGGAAAUACUGAUGGUCGAUCAUCUACGGUACAUGAGAGAUUACAAGAUGAAGUUGAAUAUGAAAGACGUUUACGAAAACGACGUGUAAAAUUAAUCAAUGUUGUUGAAAAAGCAUUUAAUCAUGUUAAACGAUGUAAUAAUAAAAACAAUAUUGAUGUUGAAGAAAAUGUGAUGAAUGCUAGAUCGGCAGCGCAAGCUGUGUUUAGUUCGAUUGCUCGUUCAUUACAAAAGUAUCUUCGCUCAACACGUCGACAAGCAUUUUUUACACGUGAUUCAAUCAUUGAUCAUUUAACGUCAUGUUUAUCAUUUGAUAUUCAACCACAAGCAUUUCUUGAACGAUAUUUACAAACUCAAUCAAUAUUACAUACACACAAUUAUUGUCAUAAAAAUAUAAUUGAUACUCGUCCAUCAAAAUGGUCCCUAGUAAAUGACGAUAAUCGCUAUUGUUCAACAAUUUACGAUGGACUAAUAUUUGUAUUGAAACAGAAUAAUAAUAGUGAUAUAUCACUAUUAUGUACAGUUCAAGAAACACCCACUCUAGAACUAGAGAAUGAUCAUCGAUUUGUAAAUUUAGAACGGAAUAAAUUUAAAUUAAAUUUAAAUUCAGAAACUUCUGUAUGA
Molecule: messenger RNA, 1818 nt
Organism: Didymodactylos carnosus
Lineage: Eukaryota; Metazoa; Rotifera; Eurotatoria; Philodinida; Philodinidae
Source: the annotation of a GenBank genome assembly